Molecule: messenger RNA, 1041 nt
Organism: Symbiodinium sp. CCMP2456
Lineage: Eukaryota; Dinophyceae; Suessiales; Symbiodiniaceae
Source: the annotation of a GenBank genome assembly
AUGCUCUUAAGCUGCAAAAGGCCGGAGGAGCAUGCACUGACCGCCGCGCAGGAGGCUUCCGCUUGCGAUGCCGACUUUGUGGAAGCUGCAGCAGCCGCGAUUGAAGAAGCAGAGUAUCGUCGGAUGCCUGAUGAUGUACAGGAUCAGCCCGCACUGAAGCGGCUUCGUGGCAUGAUCGAAGGUCCAAGUGGCACAGCCGCCUCUUCCAAUGAGGGCGGCCUGAACAAGGAUGAGGCUCUGGUUCGGCAAUGGGCUGAAGACCUGGUGAAGUCGCUUCACGGUUGUCCGUCGGUUGAGCAGGCUGUGCAACGAUGCAGUGCUGCUUUGACAGGCUUCGGAUCACAGGACGCUAUCAUCAUCUUUGCUUUGUUUCAGUUCUUCUGUGUUAUGAACUCGCGCUCCAUCCUACAGUGUUUGGCUGCGUGGAAGCGUGUGUCGUGUGACAUGCUCGAGAUCUAUGGUGACUUUGCGGUUGUGCAACCCGUUCUGGCCAAGUCCUUGACUUCAGGCGUGGCUUAUGUGCUGGGCGAUCUCAUCGCACAGAGAGUAGAAGGCGAGCCCGUGAUUAACAUUUUCCGAUGCACGCACAAUGGCAUCACGGGUUUGAUUUUGCAUGGACCAAUCUUACAUUUUUGGAUUCUUUUCCUGGAAGGACCAUUCUCCCAGCUAUUUAGCAAUGGAGAUUGUCUCCUAGCCGUUGUGGCGAAAGUUGCCAUGGACCAGACCCUGUUCUCUGCAACCCUGAAUGCUGCGUACGCGCUACUUCUGGGCAUUCUAGCAGGUAAGACCCUUCAGGAAAGCAUGUCACACAUGCGACGAACCGUGCCUCCGGCGAUGUUCUCCAGUUGGCGAUUUUGGCCGAUUGUUCACCUAGUGACGUAUUCCUCAUUCAUGCCGAUUCAGUUCAAGGUUUUGUGGAACGACAUUGCCGAGGUGGUGUGGGUUGCGAUUCUCUCCUACAUUGCAAAUGUGGAAGCGAUGAAUCUGAAUACAUCAAAAGGUCCCUCUGGCAAGCAAGGCAAAGUGAGCUUGAGUGCCUGA